Harpegnathos saltator (Jerdon's jumping ant) is the source of this 2232-nucleotide messenger RNA. RefSeq names its product ras association domain-containing protein 8 (gene RASSF8). Bases 313 to 1980 code for a protein of 555 amino acids. The transcript has 10 exons. The record is from RefSeq and is a predicted model, not a curated record. NCBI's taxonomy places the organism in Eukaryota, Metazoa, Arthropoda, Insecta, Hymenoptera, Formicidae. Gene Ontology annotation, biological process: signal transduction.
GUUUCUUCUAAGUGGUAGCGCAGAUUCGUCGGAGUUCGCCAGCCGCUCCGAUAUCCCCUCAAAAAGAGAGAGUAAUUUAAACCUGUUAGUGAAGAACAAAUAUUAAGUUUAUUGCUGCGGUAGCUUUUGUAGUGGCAACUGAAUGCAAUUGGAUAUAUGACAAGUAAUACAAGCAUCGUGCAAUACUUUAUUUUAUUAGAUUAUAUGUACAAAGAUUUCAAUAGCAUCAUAUAGAGAUAAACGACAGACCAUGGCUUUCAAUAAAAGCUGACUUUACGAUACAAAGAAUUAAGCUCGAAAUUUUGUAACGUAAUGGAGUUAAAAGUGUGGGUAGAAGGAAUACAACGUAUCGUAUGCGGCGUUAGAGAAGAUUCUACUUGUCAGGAUGUAGUGUUAGCAAUUGCUAAUGCUACAGCCCAAACAGGUAGAUUUAUUUUGGUGGAACGUUGGAGAACAAAUGAACGUUUGUUAGCUCCUUAUGAAAAGCCUCUUAAGAUUUUGAUGAAAUGGGGUGAAUAUUCCUCUGAAGUACAAUUAAUUCUGAGAAAAUCAGAAAAUAAAUCAAAUGCUUUACCAUCUCGUUUAACAUAUGUACCACGUGCUAAUGGACUACCAGUGUCAUUGUCUGAACAUGGAACAAGUUCUACUGGUAUUCAAAAUGAUACCAAAAAUAUGCCGAUCUCACAAAGUUCAGAUUUUGAUGAUACGCAAGGAGGAUUGGAAAGAAAUAGAGAUACUAGGAAAUCACUCACAUUUAGUGGAUUCCAUGGAGCUAUCACAGAAGGCAAUAGCGAGAUUCAAAUGGAAAAUGUGGCUGUUGUACAACCCACACUACAUUUAAAAAGUAAGGACUUAAAUAUACGGAAAAAUAUACAAAAACCUGCUCAAUCACCUACACGAGGAGCUAAUGAAAUUGUCACACAUUUGUCACAGAAAAAGGUACGUGAGGUUCCACCUUACAGAGAGCCUCCAGGCCCUGCUUCACCACCAUUGCGAACUUUGCCACCUUAUCGAGAUCCACCGCCACCCAAUUUAAAUAGCCCUGGAAGAUCACAAUUUGUGCCUAGUAUCAAUAGCGGAAAUUCUCAUAUUCAUAAAGAUGAUCAGGCAUCUUCUAGUAAUUCCAUAAAAUUAAAAAGGAACCUCAUUCAGGAAUUCCAAGAAACUAAAGUACCUACACAAUCUGUCAAUCCACUGCCUGCCACAGCACAAAAUAUGGCAACUGUUGCUUAUACUCAACGGUAUGUUGAACUUAUAAAACUAGUCAAUAAACAACGGGACACUAUUAGUGCUCAGCAAGCUGAUAUUUCAAAAUUUGAUGCAGAAAUAUCAUAUUGGGAAUCAAAGAAUAGGGAACAGAUACAUCAAAUGGAUUUUAUUUCCCAGGAAGUCAGUCGUAUUGAGUCCAAUGGUCGUAUUAUUGAAGAGCAGCUUAAAGAAUUAGCUCAUGUAGAAGAAGAGAGUGAAAUAGUUAGACAACAAGAAAAAACACUGAAGUCGGAAAUAACAUUGCUCAGAUCAAAAUUGGCCAAUUGUGAGACAGAAUUGCUUCAAUGUAAAAAUAAGAUCAGAUUAGUUAUGGAAGAACUUGCAAUGGAGCAACAUAAUAUAAGUCGUGAAACGGAUGAACGACAAAUUAUAGAGCGAAAAAUAAUUAGUGAAGUGGAGCACUUGCAAAACGAGGUAGAACAGGCUAAACGUGCAACCGAGUUAGCUUCACAGUGUGCGGAAUCUCUAAAAUUAGAGGUGGUUAAUUUAGAAUCAGCUAUUGUUGAGAAGAAAUUACAAGUUGAAAGAUUGGUAGCUGACAUGAAGGAGGCAAAUCUGCAAAGUUUGGCCAUUGCAUGUUCAGAUGAGCAAGUCAAAUCUUUAUUAGAAGGAGCCCAUAAACCUGGAAGUACCCGUAAGAUGAUAGGAUCACCAAGACAAUUGGAAACUGCAGUACCCACAAGUAAAAAUCCACAUGGUGUGUGGGUAUAAACUGGAGAAAACACAAUAUAUCUGCCACAAUGCUCCCUUAAGUAAGAAAUAUAUAUAUCAAAAAAUCGUACACAUAUAUAAUAUAUAGAAGCAUUUUUAUGUUUAUAUAAUUUUAUAGUACUUAAACCGAUCGAUUUUUUCAUGUGUUUUUACAUCUUUACUGCAACAAAAUUAAUUGGUAUUAUUAUUAUACAUAUCAUAUUGACAAGAUUUUUAACUUAAUAUUAUAAUGUAUGGCCCCAUUUUUAGUUA